Messenger RNA from Amblyraja radiata (thorny skate), 934 nucleotides. It is a transcript of the gene rangrf, whose product is annotated as RAN guanine nucleotide release factor. Gene Ontology annotation, molecular function: guanyl-nucleotide exchange factor activity; small GTPase binding; sodium channel regulator activity. Gene Ontology annotation, cellular component: nucleus. Bases 159 to 758 code for a protein of 199 amino acids. The transcript has 6 exons. The record is from RefSeq and is a predicted model, not a curated record. Lineage: Eukaryota; Metazoa; Chordata; Chondrichthyes; Rajiformes; Rajidae. Gene Ontology annotation, biological process: regulation of membrane potential; regulation of sodium ion transmembrane transporter activity; protein import into nucleus.
CAUCGUCGCUGCGGUCCGAGCCGAUCCGAGCCGGGCCUCGUGUAUUUCCGGCGGCACUCGGCCAUUUCCGGCGGCACUCGGCCAUUUCCGGCGACGACGACAACAGACAGACCGACCGGAGUCGGAGCGAGGGGGCGAGAAAGCCCAGAGACCGUCAGAUGAUGGCGACUGACGGGACCCACACUCGCUCACUGUUUGGGGGCGCCUUCUCCGUCACUCUCCCCCCACAUUCCAUCGAUGUCAGUGAUAUCCGGGAGAUCCCAGACAACCAGGAGGUGUUUAUGCACAGUGCUACGGACCAGAGCAUCAUCGUGGAGCUGCUGGAGUACCAGAGGCAGGUGCCUGACGUGGACGCAGCCAGGUACCAUUUUGAGGACGUCACCGCCAUUAAUGGGGCCCUGGGAGAGGCAGGAACGGAGGUGCUGAGCGUGGAGCCCGUGGGCAGGGAUCAGAUGGCGUUGCGGGAGCUGAGCAGUGUCUGGUUCCUCUCCGGGAGGCAGCACGUGGCCAAGUUCAAUGAGCAGGCUAAAAACACAGUGAAUAUACACCUGGCCCUCUUCAGACUCCCACAGUACACCACAGACAUCCUCGUCACCUUCAAUGAUCCAACAAUGAUCAGCCCACACAGCAGCAGCGUGGGAUUGGAGCCGUCCCAGUCGGGGGCCUCGUCGUCGGGAGCGGCCCCGUGCUGGACCCCGGAGCAGUUCCGCGCUGCCGUCCGCUCCCUCUGCCUCCUCGACCCCGCCGUCUUCUCCUGAACCCCCUCACGCUCCGGAGGCCAGAACCAGAGCCCGGCCCGUCGAGACUGAAGCGGUGGAGGAAGGAACUGCAGACACUGGUUUACACUGAAGAUGCUGGGGUAACUCACUGGGUGCAGCAACAUCUCUGGAGCAAAGGAAUAGGUGAUUAAGAAGGAACUGAAGAUGCUGGAAAA